Messenger RNA from Lathyrus oleraceus (garden pea), 618 nucleotides. RefSeq lists its product as uncharacterized. The record is from RefSeq and is a predicted model, not a curated record. Bases 1 to 618 code for a protein of 205 amino acids. NCBI's taxonomy places the organism in Eukaryota, Viridiplantae, Streptophyta, Magnoliopsida, Fabales, Fabaceae. The transcript has a single exon.
AUGGCAAACGAAAGCACAACAUCAAUGCAAUUUCCUACGAAUCUACCGAUUUUCAAAGGUGAGAACUACGAGGGACGGGUUGCACAAAUGAAGAUCAUCUUUAGAUUUCAAGAUGUGGAUGAAAUUGUGUGUGAUGGAGUACCUGCAUCGAAAGUGAAUGCAAAUGAUGUUCAGAAGGAUGCACAAAAGGAACAAAGGAAGAAAGAUGAAAAAGCUCUUUUCUUGAUUCAUCAACGUAUGGGUUCGAAUGUGUUCGAGAAGAUCAUUGAAGAAGACAUGUCCAAGAGAACAUGGGACAAGUUGAAGAACUUGUACGUUGGAUAUGAAAAGCUGAAGAGAGUGAAGUUGCAAAUGCUGAGAAAGCAAUUUGAGAUAACACAAAUGAAAGAAGAUGAAUCAGUUGUUGAUUUCUUCUCAAGAUUAGUUUUACUCACAAACCAGCUAAAGGUGUGUGGUGAACUAAUCAAUGAUUUGCAUAAGAAUGAGAAAGUGUUGAGAUCUUUGAUUGUAAGUUUUGAUUAUAUUGUAGUGUCUAUUGAAGAUUCCAAGAACCUAGCUGAGAUGAAGUUGGAAGAACUUCAAGCUUCAUUAGAAGCGCAUGAGAUGAGGCUGAAGUAA